This is a messenger RNA of Cephus cinctus (wheat stem sawfly), 831 nucleotides long. It is a transcript of the gene mRpL17, whose product is annotated as 39S ribosomal protein L17, mitochondrial. Gene Ontology annotation, biological process: translation. Bases 193 to 753 code for a protein of 186 amino acids. Gene Ontology annotation, cellular component: mitochondrial large ribosomal subunit; ribosome. Gene Ontology annotation, molecular function: structural constituent of ribosome. NCBI's taxonomy places the organism in Eukaryota, Metazoa, Arthropoda, Insecta, Hymenoptera, Cephidae. The record is from RefSeq and is a predicted model, not a curated record. The transcript is spliced from 3 exons.
UGGUAUCGCCGGUCUGUGGUAUCGCCUAAAACUGUACCGUUGAGCAUCUCCCUACUCUAUUCUGAAAAUAUUAUUGAAAAUUAGUCUAGAUUCAUUUUAUACUUUAUGACUGUAAGGAUAUACAAAAAGUUGCCAAAAGUGUCGAGUGUGUGCGAGUAAAUCAAAGUAGAUACAGUAGUAACUCUAGCAAAAAUGAACCAGGCGAACGUAACUCACCUAGUUUCUAAAUUAAAAUUUAAUAUACGUCCAACACCGCGACGAUUAAAGAAUAAAGAUGGACCGCCAGGAAGAGUGCUGAAAAUUCAGAAAACCUUAACCGCACUGUUCGAAUAUGAACGGAUUGAACUGUUUUAUAAUCGAGCCGAUGAAGUUCGAGGUUAUGCCGAACGUCUAAUAUCAGAAGCCAUACGCAGAGGACCUGAAGACCACGAAAUGAUGGACUUGGCUAAUUUUUGGAUCAUCAGAAAAGAAUUUGUUCAUAAGCUAUUCAAAGUUUAUGUGCCCAGAUAUCAAGAUUACAGUAUAGCAUAUACAAAGUUGCACAAAGCUCCAAGGCUAUAUCCUGGAAUUUACUACAAGAGGGCUGUAUUGGAAUUGAGAGGAAACCCUUAUCCAAGCAUAGAACAAAGAAAUGCACAUAGUAAUGUUUUGCUUCAUAAUCUGCUACUCAGUGAGGCAAGAAAAGAGUACCGAAUGGAAAAGUACAAAGAAAUUGCAGAAAGUAUGAAUGAAAGAGAGGUUACAAGUCAGUAGAAUUUUACAUAGUAUGUCAAUUUUCUGUAAAUUAGUAGACAUAAGAUUUUAUUAACCAAUAAAAGAUAUAUUAAAGUA